Messenger RNA from Microthlaspi erraticum, 558 nucleotides. The record is from the annotation of a GenBank genome assembly. NCBI's taxonomy places the organism in Eukaryota, Viridiplantae, Streptophyta, Magnoliopsida, Brassicales, Brassicaceae.
AUGAACUCAUCGAGAAAAGACUGGUCAGAGAAGCUGGAUGAUGCUUUGUGGGCUUAUAGAACUGCGUACAAGACGCCGAUUGGAAGAUCGCCAUACUCUUUGAUCUACGGGAAAGCUUGUCAUCUGCCCCUUGAGUUGGAAUACAGAGCUAGAUGGGCAAUCAAGUACCUAAACAUGGAGUUAAGCACAGCUCAGGAGAAGCGAGAAAUGGACCUCCAUGAGCUAGAAGAGAUUCGCUUGGAUGCCUAUGAGAGUUCGAGGAUAUACAAAGAAAGAACUAAGGCCUUCCAUGACAAAAGAAUCACUCCCAAGGAUUUCAAAGAGGGAGAUGAUGUGCUCCUCUACAACUCAAGGCUCAAGCUUUUCCCUGGGAAGCUGAAGUGUCGCUGGUCAGAACCAUUCAAGGUCAAAGAGGUGUUGCCUUAUGGAGCCAUCACCUUAGUGAACAACAAUGGAGCCGAGUUCACGGUUAACGGUCACCGGUUGAAGAAGUACAUGGGAAGUCAAAGCAUUGAAGAAGGAAGUUCAAUCCGUCUCCAUGAUCCACCCCAAGCCUAA